This is a messenger RNA of Oppiella nova, 363 nucleotides long. The record is from the annotation of a GenBank genome assembly. Lineage: Eukaryota; Metazoa; Arthropoda; Arachnida; Sarcoptiformes; Oppiidae.
AUGCCCCCAUCGGCCGGGCAUAUGUCAGGCGUGCAACAGGUCAUAGUGACUUACGUUCCGACAGCGUUCGGACCUCAACCCAUGCACGUGACGUGUAGUCACUGCGGGGCUCAAGUGAUGACUGAGACCGACGCGGCUCCGGGACUACUCACGUGGUUAAUAUCGGGCGCCCUUUUUGUGUUCGGGUGUUGGUUAGGCUGUUGUCUAAUCCCGUUUUGCGUAGCCGACUGCAAGGACAUUGAGCACCGGUGCCCCGCCUCGAACACACCGUCGCAUACAAUUCCCGUGACUAACGGCACGGAAGGGUCGAUCGCCGGCACGCGAGCCAUCAUACGAACUACAGUUUCCGUGAAGUUUACGUAA